This is a messenger RNA of Recurvomyces mirabilis, 1110 nucleotides long. RefSeq lists its product as uncharacterized. Lineage: Eukaryota; Fungi; Ascomycota; Dothideomycetes; Mycosphaerellales; Teratosphaeriaceae. The record is from RefSeq and is a predicted model, not a curated record. The transcript has 2 exons. The coding region runs from base 1 to 1110 and encodes 369 amino acids.
AUGCGAACAUCAUCAGUCCUCAGCGCCCUCGCGGCAUCAGCAAGCAUCGCUGGCGCAAACCAGACCUUCACCAAAACCGUCAGCUUCGUCAACGGUGCUCCGUCAUCCACUCCGCUGAGCUGUGGUGCUGCUGUCCACGAGUUUGCUGGUAUGGAGUGCCCGAGCGGCUGCCAUGCGGUCAAAAUCGCGUCGGGAUACGCUGCUGGGAAGUAUAGCUGCCAACCAGAAGCGGCCGCUCCUGUUAUCACCGCUCCUACAUCUGGUCCGAAAGCAGUGGUCUACCACAUGUCUUGCCGUGACAACCAGCACGAGAUCACUAAAGUGGACACCCUGGCUUAUGGCAAAACUUGGACGACGUGUGCUACGGUGACCACCGGGCAGACGAGUGCAGAGCUCGAACGCAUCCAGCAAGCAGACGAGAUAGUUCGCUCGGAUCGGUUCACCCAGACCACGAACAACACGCCGGCUCUUCACAGCUCGACUAUCAUCGGACUCAAGACCUGGGCAGCCAAGCUCAAAGCCGCCCAGGCACACCUACGCUUCGACCACACCACGGCUCAGAUAAUCUGGCGAGCUGUGAUCCGAGCGAAUCAUUACUGGUGCCCACCACUCGUCUCGAGCAUUCCACGCAGCCUGAAUCUGGUCCCAGCAGCCACAACAGACUUGGCUAGAGCUGCACAGGAAGAUAGCGUCUCGAUCCGCGCCAACCAGACUAGCGACUUACAGGCCCCUCCCCAAAAUACGGUUCUGUGUGUGGAGGACGAACUGACUCAUUUUAUACAAGAAGCGGUGGCAAGAGGCCAUCAGACGGAGCUAGCGCACUUGGCGAUGUUGCUCUGGGCGGAUGAGAGUCUAAACCAGAUUGUCGAUAGAGACGGGAUGCAAGAACGUAUUGAUCUUGCUUUCGACGGUCUGGAAUCUCGGUGGGAUGGCUACCAAGCAGUGUGGUUCUGGUCCAAGUCGACUACAGAUGAGUGGGCCGCGGGACAUCGACUAGCGGUUGUACAGGAUAUCUGGGACCAGGCAGAUUUUGAGGGUGAGACUGCUGCUGAGGUAGUCGUUGAAAGAGAUCAGGCGACUAUUCAGAUCGCCAAAGCUAUGGAGCCGUGA